This is a messenger RNA of Pocillopora damicornis (cauliflower coral), 1386 nucleotides long. RefSeq lists its product as uncharacterized. Gene Ontology annotation, molecular function: calcium ion binding. Lineage: Eukaryota; Metazoa; Cnidaria; Anthozoa; Scleractinia; Pocilloporidae. The record is from RefSeq and is a predicted model, not a curated record.
CGUCAUGUUGCCGGAAGAGACUACUCACAGGGCGGCUGUUAAACUCUCAAUAAAAUGAUUAUGUCGGAAAUCUCUGUUCAUUACUAUUCCACAAGCCAGGAUUACAUGUCUAGGAUAUAACUGCGCACUUCCCUGUAAGAAAGCAAAACAAAAACACACAUUACGUAGGACCAUUAAUUAGAUAAAUUUUUCAUGUGCUCAAAUGCUAUAUAAGCGGGGGCAGACUGUUCCUUCGUGGCAAAACUAACGGAAAGCAGAACUAGAUAAAGAAGAAGAUAGAGAAGCUUGAACAAGCACUGACUUAUCCAAAAUGCAAGCUGGACUCAGCUUUUUCGACAAAAAAGCCCCAGAUGUUGUUGUUCGCAGCCUCUUCGAAAAAUACGAUACGAAUGGAAAUGGUAAACUGGACGAAAAAGAAAUGCAAACCCUAUUAGAAGGAGAUUUAGGCCUGGAUCGAGAACAAACUGGAGUGUACAUUCCCCUUGUGGACAAGAACGGUGACCAUGAUGUCUCCUUUGAAGAAUUCAGCGACUGGCUUCGCAGCGAAGAACACUUUCAAAUUUUACAUGACAAACAAAUGUUUGAAAAACUUUCCAAAGCGUUCAGAUAUUUCAAGAGUUUUACCACAGAUGACGGUGACACUCUUGAUCGCGUUCAGUUCGAGGAACUGAUGAAGUUCUUUGGGUAUGAAACCAUCGACAUGGAGAAAGCUUUCGCGAAAAUCGACAAGGACAAAAAUGGGGUAGUGUCUUUUUGGGAGUUCAUGGUAUGGUUGAAAUGGGUGCCAGUUUUGAACUGAUUAACACUUUUACGAACUACUCAAUUAAGUGUUUGUUUUAAUAUAUCUGAGGUGUGAAAUUACCGAAGAGAACUGAAAUCGUUAUCUUUGAACGUAAACUCGAGAACAAAAUUAUCUGAGUUUAGUAGCCCACUGACAAUUUUGCAAGAGGCCAUAUAUUUCAUUCGAUUCCGUGCUUUAUCUCCAGGUCGUGCGAACCAUGCAUCAAAUUUCCAAACCUAAAAAAAAUUCUUGCAUAAUCUGGUUUUAUCAAAUGAGUUGAUAAUGUAAAAGAGACCUGUUACGUAAGAGUUCUCACUCAUCACAAUUGUAUUUAUUUAUUUUGUAUUUAUUCAACUUAGAUGUACAUAUUUCGUUUUCAUGAAUCAUCCUAUUUAAGUUGUAUACACUGAUUCGCUAAUUUAUUCAAAAUGGACAUAGUUCAAUUUUAUUCACAAAACACUUUUCUUGCCAACUUUAUGUUGGUGAAUGUAUUAAAGAAGCGUAAUUGCUUGAUGCUGUAAAAUGUUAUGAUACACAUUGUUAACUUAUGCGAAAUUAAAGGUAAUGACGAUGGAAAAACAGAGCCUCGGUCUUCUUAAUUUUUU